Molecule: messenger RNA, 1212 nt
Organism: Botrytis byssoidea
Lineage: Eukaryota; Fungi; Ascomycota; Leotiomycetes; Helotiales; Sclerotiniaceae
Exons: 3
Coding region: 1-1212 (403 amino acids)
Molecular function (GO): hydrolase activity, acting on ester bonds
Source: RefSeq, a predicted model, not a curated record
AUGAUGAAUCGCGUUGCUUUGUUGGCCCUGGUUGGCUCCACUUUCGCUUCUCCUAUUAAAUCGUUCACGUCGCGUGCAACGGCUGAUGCCAAGUAUCUCUUUUCCUUCGGAGAUUCCUAUUCCCAAACCGGUUUCGACAUCACCAGCACACAACCGUCCGCUACAAAUCCAUUCGGGAAUCCCGCAUUCCCAGGCUACACCAGCGACAAUGGCAUCAAUUGGAUUGGUCACCUGGUCGAAACCUACAAUUCCUCGCUUAUCCUCUCAUACAAUUUCGCAUACGGUGGUGCGGUUGUCGAUGCCAACAUUGUUGCACCCUAUGAAAAUACCGUCUUGACUCUGGUUAAUCAAACCGCGGAAUUCGUGGAUCAUCUCUCGCCGGCUCCGACGGAUGCUCCUUGGACGGCGGAUAACUCGCUUUUUGCGUUUUGGUUUGGGGUCAAUGAUAUUGGGAAUUCGUAUUGGCUGGCCAAUAAGACAAAUGCCAUUACUGCGAUUUUUGAUAGCUAUUUCGCACAAGUGCAACAGGUGUAUGAUGCUGGAGGGAGAAAUUUUUUGUUUCUGAACUGUCCUCCCAUCGAUAAAUCUCCUAUGAUGCUCGCCUACGGCGACUCGGUUACCUCCUCCGAAGCAACCGUCAUCAGCGCCUACAACACCGAACUCAGCACCCGCGUCUCCGCUUUCGAAAUCGCAAAUUCCGGAUCCACGACCUAUGUUUCCGACACCCAAGUUCCAUUCAAUACAGCUCUCGACGCUCCAGCUACCUAUGGCGCUACGAAUGCAACCUGUUUUGAUGCAGAUGGAACGACCUGUCUUUGGUACAAUGAUUUGCAUCCCGGUCAGGCGAUUCAGAAAUUGGUCGCGCAGGGGGUGGCGGAACAGAUGGCGGGGUCGUUUUUUCAGGGUGGUGUGAGUGUUAGUUCUAGUGCUUCGGGUUCUUCCUCCGUAGCAAUUAUGGCUUUUACAUCCAGCAUCAGCGUAUCUUCAGCCGUUCAAACUUCAAGCCCAACAGUAGUUGCAUCGCUUGCGAUCUCAUCUGCGGCGGCGAUUGUCACGCCUGUUUCUUCGACUGCAAACAUGCCGUCGAGUUCGGUUAUCCGUGCUUUGAGUAUUCCUGUGGCGGCAUUGUCCUCGGCUUCGCCCAUUGUUAGUAGCGCUGCUGCAUCGAGUACAGCAGUUGCUUCGAGUGGGGACGAUGAGUGUGAGGCGUAG